Messenger RNA from Conger conger (European conger), 7847 nucleotides. RefSeq names its product RAD9 checkpoint clamp component A (gene rad9a). The record is from RefSeq and is a predicted model, not a curated record. Gene Ontology annotation, biological process: cellular response to ionizing radiation; DNA repair; mitotic intra-S DNA damage checkpoint signaling. Gene Ontology annotation, cellular component: checkpoint clamp complex. NCBI's taxonomy places the organism in Eukaryota, Metazoa, Chordata, Actinopteri, Anguilliformes, Congridae. Bases 309 to 1481 code for a protein of 390 amino acids. The transcript is spliced from 13 exons.
AGAAGAAGAAGAAGAAGAAGAAGAAGAAGAAGAAGAAGCAGCAGCAGCAGCAGCAGCAGCAGCAGCAGCAAUAAUUGGGUGCCAAGUUCUUCUGCAGCAAUAGGAGGAUUAAGAAGUAUCCACAACCAAGGGGUCUAAGAGGGCAACUACGUAACAAAUUACUUUUGAAUCUGCACCAGUUCCAAAACAUACAGUGACACAAUGAUAAUAUUGUACACCCAUGCAUUAAAUGUAUAAAAAACAAAGACGUCUCCGACCUGCACUGGGCAGGGUGGUGAGGCACCCCUGAGGACCAGAACUCACGUACAAUGGACUGUAUGGUGACAGGAGGCAACGUGAAAGUGCUGGCCACAUCCAUCCAUUCACUGUCCCGGAUCGGGGAGGAGCUGUACCUUGAGCCACAGGAAGAUGGGCUGGCUCUGCGCACGGUGAACUCGUCCCGCUCCGCAUAUGCCUGCUUCCUCUUUGGCCCACUCUUCUUCCAGAGGUACUCCUCCUCCAAGAGCUCCACCUUCCGUUGCAAGAUGGCUGUCAAGUGUGCACAAGCGGUGUUCAGAUCUCUCUCCUCUCUGGAGAAGACAGUGGAGAGGUGUCGUAUUCAGCUAAACUCAGAGAAGAGCCGGCUCACCUUCACCCUGCACUGCAAACACGGGCUGCUGAAGACACACAACCUGUCAUUCCAGGACUGUGAGAGUCUGCAGGCCGUGUUUGACAAGGAGAGUUGCGGCAAUAUACUAAGAGCACAGCCCAGGCUGCUUGUUGACACAGUGCUACACUUUCCCUCAUCCCUGGAAGAAGUGAGUGUGUCAGUGAGUGGUGAACAAGUGUGUUUCAGGAACCACGUGGAGGAGAAGGCAGAGCAGGGCAAGGCCAUGCUGACAGAGCUCAGUCUCACUGCUGAGGAGUUUGAGCAGUUUACAGUGGGCUGCCCUGCCUGCGUUACCUUCUGCCUGAAAGAGAUGAGGGGAUUGCUGAUGUUUGCAGAGUCCUCUGGUCUCCCUGUGUCUCUGUACUUUGAUGCACCAGGCAGGCCAGUAAUUCUGAGUUUGACUGAGAGUGUUCUGGAGGUGAACUUUGUGUUGGCUACAUUAUCAGAAGAUUCUCACCCCUGCAACGAUAACCGCAACAAGAGCACUGAAGGGCUCCAAAAUGCUGCCCCUCCUGACGACUUCAUGAACGAUGACAUUGACUCCUAUCUCAUUGCCAUGGAGACCAGUGAGCUGGCCCCUGGGGGACAUGGAUGUGUCCCGCCCCCUCCCCAGGAUGCCAACAUGGGCCAGCUCAGGGCCAGAGCGACCAGUGAGGGAGAGGAGGAGCAGUCAGAAGAAGAGAUGGGCAGGGCGCCCAAUAAAAAGUUCUGCUCCCUCUUCUUUGGUUCUGUGCUGCCCACUCCUUCCCAGGUGACUAAUCUGACGCUGCGGAGCCAGGAAGUUCUGGCUAGUGACAGCGAGAAUGAAGAGGAGGAUGCUACAUUGUUGUGAAGUCAUCGAGGACAGAAAGAGAUGGAGAGGAGAGGAAGGUGACCUUCCUCAAUACCAAGACCGUACUUUCAAGAACACAAGGGCAGUAAUAUGUAUUUGAGAUGCUAUUCUUGCUUGUGAUGUGCGGUUACACUGCAAAACAGGCAGUAACUCCGCUUGCCUUGCGCCCCUUUCCAACCGAAGCUUGUAAUUGGAUACCCAGUUUACCCAGCCAAUAAACUUUAGUGAGUACAGCAAAAUACAGAUAAAAUACAGACAAAACACAGAUAGAUUCAGCAAUUAUAACACAUAUUUCUCACCUCAUUUGAAUUAAAGCUUUUUCUUUAGUAUCUCAGUAUCUGUUUCUCAGUAUCUGUUCUUGUGGUUUCGAGAACUUAACAUUAUUUUUCUUGGCCCAAGUACAGUUCCAAUACUCGAGAACACACGCAACCAAGAAUGGAUAAAAUGCACAACUGUGUUCCUGAUCUGCCCUUUUAUCGAGAAAUUAGUUGAAAUAGUUUCAUUUUUAUCUAGUUUUAAAUAUAGCCACCGUGUAUAACUAAAGUGUAUUGACUUGGUUUGGCUAACUUGUAGGCAGUACUAGUCUCUGUAAUGCUGGGGUGCCUUCAACUGAUAAACGGAGUUAUGUGCUGCAGCAAAUGCUGGCUAGAUGUUAGCUGGUACUGAGAGAACUUUUUAAAUGAUCAAAACAGCUUGCCUAACGUAUUGCCGCUAGCUUGAUUCCAUCAUUACCCAAACCCCCUGUUGCAGUAGGUAGACUUCUGUGUGUAAAUAAAGCAAGUGUUACUUAAGCUAACUGCAUUAUCUAGCUAGAGGACAGUGGAUGAAAGAGAUGUGUUCACUUUCAUAUUCUAAGUAGGCUACAAUUUGUCUACAUGUCGUGAAUAGGCUUAAUGGCAGCACUCCUCUAUGGAAAAUGUCCUCAUUUUACUAUUUGUGUAGGCUACCCCAAACCAAUUAAAGCUACCUAGCAAAUAAAUUAGAUGCACUGGGCAGGGUAGUCUGGGAUGGUAGUGGUAGCGUAUCCGCAUGUCACAAGCAUGCAUUAGAUCUCAAAUCCAUAUAACAGCAUUCUAUGCUGUCCUUGUGUUUAUGCAAGACUGUUCCCAAGAACACAAGUACUUUGCUUGUGUUCUUGGUUUUGGUACAGGACUUAUUAUUUAAUAUGAUGUUUCACAAGUUCACAAGACCAUAAGUAAGAACCUUGAGAAACAAGGAGUUCUAGACAGGGACACAUGAAAAAGGAGUUUGCACUCUGCUUUUCUGACUCUGAGACAAGAUACCGCUCAGGGAAUAGCACUCAAAAACACACACACACAUACAUUCGCCCCUGCAUGCACACACAUACAUUCGCCCCUGCAUGCACACACAUACAUUCGCCCCUGCAUGCACACAUGCAUGCGCAUGUACUGGGAGGAAUGUGAUUUCAGCUUUAUUUUACUAUAGAGAUGACAUCCCAGAGUGAGGAGUAAUAGGAAAGAAAGUUAUAAUUUUGGAUAAUUUCUGCUAUUUUUAUAUUGCUGUCGGCAUGGAUUUCAAGUAACUUACAAACUCAAAUUAAAAGUUAUUUUCCAGAUAUCAUCUCUUAUCUACAUGAUGUGUCUUUUCAUCUAGUUUUCUCCCUCACUCACCCCCUCCCCCCUUGUUCCCUGCAUCUUUAGAAAUAUGUGUCCAAAAAAGGGGCAGAGUUUCUCUUGGAACCUGGUGUUUUAGAGCUUUUGUCUCCGGGGGGAGGAACAUCACACUUGGCACUGUGCGCAUGAAAACUCUUCCCCCUGGUCUGCGGCUUCUUCCUCUCUCUGUCCUUCUCGUUUUCCAUCUCCUUCUCUUUCUUCCUGGCCUUUUCCUCCUCCCUCUUUCUACGCUCUUGUUCCCUUCUUUUCUUCCUCCUUUCCUUGGAACUCAGGCCAUCCCCGGGCAUGCCCAGUCCCACCCCAUCACUGAAAUCUUGUAUAAGUAUGGUGGGCACUGUUAUUUUGGGUGAUGAUGCCUUCUUGUCCUUUCCACCCCCAUCUCCACCCCUCUUGUCUUUCUGGUGGUCUCCUCUCAGCAUACGGAAGAGGGCAAAGCGACGGGGGGGGUCAGUCUGAUUGGAUGCUGGAAGGGGGCUGCUCAUUAACUGGUGGGAGGGAUCAGAUGGGGGGCAUGGCUUGGUCUUGUCCUGAUUGGCGGGGUCAUAGGGCUUGCUGAUAUCCUGGGGGGUGUGGUCGGACAGGCAAUUAGUAGGUGUGGUAUCGGAGCCUGUGUAAUUCAGGUCCCUGAAUGUGUCCUGGGACAGCGUGCGGGAGCGUGAUGCUUUGCCACAAGGCGCGCGGCGUGGUCUGUACACCCCACUGCACUUUUCAUCACUGGGGCAGUGUUCCGCAGGGGGUGGCAUUUGGCCGGGCCCGCCCUGGUCUUUUGGAGAGAUGAGGUGGCCCCCUGGUAAUGUUGGAUCAGUCCCUGUGGGCUGGGUUUCUUCUUGAUCUACCACCCGCUCUGCCUGUCCUGCUUGAUCUGGGAGACGGAGCUCAGUCCCUGUGUCAUCUGGCAGGGUCUCGCUUUUUGGCCCUGCAGUGGCCCUGUGGGCGGAGCUAAAGGGGACAGCCUCUCUGAUGGACUGGGCUCUGGUGGGCAGCUGUGGAUCAGUCAUCAUGCACUGCUGUGAAUCUGACUCUUCAGCCUGAGCUAAUACUGGCAUUACAGGUGACUCCUCACCUUCAACUAAUACAAGUAUAACAGAUAACCUCUCCACCUGAUCAAAUAUAGGUGUAACUGGUAACCCUUCAGCCUGAUCUAAUAAAGAUGUAAUGGGCAAUUCCUCAACCUGAUCCAAUACUGAUGUAAUGGGUAACAUCUCCACCUGAUGUAAUACAGGUGUAACUGGUAACCCCUCCCUCAGAUCCAACACAGGUGAUCCCCCUCCCAGAUCUAACACAGGUGACCCCUCUCCCUGAUCUAACAAGGGUGACAUCACAAUCUGAAUUGCUGUUGGUGAUUCCUCUCCUUGAUCAAGUCCAGGUGUUCCAGGUGACCCUUCACACCCUGAGGGGGAGAGAUUUUGGUCUGCCCCCUCCCAGCCUGCCUCUGUCCCACUGUUGGGGGUUUGCUCCAUUUUGGGAUUCUUAGCCAACAGGGUGGGGCUGGGCAGGUUCGGCUUUUCAGCUUUGUCUUGCUGACGCAUACCCUGUCCUGUGAGGGAGCAUGUUGGGUCUCCUGCCGGACUGUGAUUGGCUGACUCCGGCAGGACACUGGAAUGUCCCCCUUGUAUUUCCGAAAUUCCAAUGUCCUCCAGCCGCUCUGAAACCUGCCCCCCACAGCGCCUACUGGAGUCCUGCUCACCCUUGGGGACAUUUCUCAGAGACCCCCUGUGUUUUACGUGGAACUGUUCAUAUAGUUCUACACUUUUUGGGCUGGAGAGGGCCAGUGGAACGGACCCCUGAGGUUCCUGAAUGCCCUGAUUCUGAUUGGACAUGAUUGUUUUGAUGCCGCAGUCUUCCCCAGCAUGUUCAGGCGCAGAGCCAAUUAGCAGCUUGCCUGUCCUGCCAAAUCUCUCUGCUGUUUCUUUGCUGCAGCCCAUGCCAUUCUUCUGCUCCAAGUUUCCCUGAGGGCUCUCGACUGUUUCAGCCCAUUCCAGGGGGCAGGCUGUUUCUGUUUCACUCUGUUGGGCCACGGAGCUGACACUGCUCAUGGUUCCAGGUUCUGUUGAUCUGCUAGGCCCUUCUGGGAAGUCUGUGUGCAUCUGACUGCUAAUGGCAGAACCCUCCUCAUCGCCUAACUCUGGGUUCAUCUCCGUUGAAUCAACCUUCCAGGUCGCUGGGCAGGGUCGCACCAAGGUGUGAGGAAUUGGUUUGGCAUGGGAUCCGCCCACUUGGCCCUGAGGCCAGUCUGCACAUGUCUGGCUGUGACCAGGAGUGGUGCUAGUGCUGUGUGGUUGUGUGGUGCUAUGUCGCAAUCCGUCUGUGUUUUGGGGCGGGUUUCCUGCCAUGCUAGUGAUUCGGCACUCUAAGGGAGUUCUGUGAGCGAGUAUAUCACUAUGCUGUACCUCCUCUUCUCUCUCACUCGUCCUGCAUCUUUCUCUCCCACUCCUCACAUCCAACUUCUCUACCUGCACUGCCUCUCCUGCCUUCCCCAGCUUCUCCUGCUUUUCUUCUCCUGCUCCAGCCUCUUCUCUUUCACCAGCUUCCACUCUGCUCCCUCUCUUCCACCUCUUCCUCAGUGAGGGAGAGAGGGAAGAGGGAGAGUGCAGGAGAGGAAGGGAGAGGUUUCCCUUCUCUCUCUCCGCCCUCUCCUGUUGCUCCUCGCUUUCCCGCCCUUUCAGCCAGGCUGCCCGGUAGCCGUGGCAACGGCAUCGAGGGUCAAAGGUUGAGGAUGGAUGCUCUUUCCUCCAUCUCUUCAGCUCUCUCUCUGUUUCCCUCUCCAGGUCCCUGCCAGUGAGAGGAACUGAGCACACCUAACAGGGGAGAGAGGGAGAGGAGAGAGGGCAAGAGGGUAGAAGAGAGAUAAGGAUAAAGGAAGAGGGAAAGGAGGUUGCAAUAAUGAGAGAAAAGGGAGGGAGGGAGAUGGAGACCAAGAAGAAUUUAUUGGCUGCCCAUCACAAAUGCAUCUCACAAGGUACAGCACCUGGUCUUACGCUAACUCUUACACUCUUAUGCCAACUCCUGUGCAAACUCUUAUGUGAUGGCCAUCAGCUGUAGCUAUGAGUGCAGUUAGCAUUAGUAGACCAAGUGAUGGGAAUGUGAGGCCCAGCCAAGGCCUGCAUUGUGAUAAUAUAGUUGCCAAGGUGCCCAUGCCUUGGGCGCGGCUUGACUCUCUUACCUCCUCGAUGAAGGAGUCAUCCUCCUGCGGAAGCUGGGCUUUUAUGCCACGUAGUCUCUCCAGGGUCUCCAUCUGGCCCUCACACUUUUCCCUCUGAUCCUGCCGCCCUAAGACCCUCCGUACCAGCACCACCGCCACUUGGAAAAGCACCCGCACACCUGCAGCAGAGGAGAUCAUUAGAGCAGUCUGAGGAUUUCACUGCAUAGCUAGUGCAGCCAGACGGUUUAAAUCACAUUUUUAGCACAACAGGAGUGUUUCACUGGAUGAGGCUUCCUGAGGAAUUUUACUGUACUGACCGUAGCAGAAGAACAGGUCCCACACUCUGAGCAGGGUGUUGAAAGGCAGGUGUCGGGUGUAGAGACACAUCAGCCAAUCGGUUGCGAACAUAAGCGGCUCUACGUCGUGUUUGUGCAGGUGCCUGUGUGCAGCGGGACACACCCUGCGCAGCACUCCAUUGAGCACGCCUGCGUCAAACAGUACGCCCUCCUGUGGAAGGAUCAGAUGGUUCAAAUUAAACCAGGGCUGGAUUCGAUUCUGCCUUAACACAUUCCCUUCCCUUGUGAUGUGCAGUAAGCAAACUUAACAGGUGCUCUGCAAGCAGGCCCGUUUUUAGGCAAAGGCAAAUGCCUAGGGUGCUGUCAGCCAGGAGGGGCACCAGGUCAAGCGAAGUUUACAGCAUUAACAGCCUAGCCUAUGUUUCUACAUACUAACAAUUUGGGAUUGACUCAUAGCCUGUCCUAGGUAGUUAAAUGUUACUAUGUAUUUUGUGCAGAACCCGACUAGGGAGCCGCAACACAAGUAUAAAAUAAGCACAUAUCAAGCACACCAGUCAGUCGCCCUCUUUUACAUAUUUCCUGUGCUGCAGCUGACCAGCACUUUUCAGCUUCAAUAAUGGUUCUUAAAAGGAGCUGUGCAACUGCCUGCAAAUCACCUAAUGGCGAUGUAGCUUCUAGUCUUUAAAGGGCUAGAAUAUGCUUUAUUAACAAAACAUUUGUAAUUAAUGUAUGUAUUGUGUGAUCAUUUUGAAAAUAUAAGAUAUUUUCCUUGCAGUAAAGGUGAUGGAAUGCUGCCUUUUUGUGGAAAGGUGCUUGUACAAUUAUGAUGUCAAGUAAAGACAAGUUCCAUUUGGAGCAAUAAUGAUCACAUCUUUUUUAACAUCUAUUAAUCGUUCAACCAAUUUCAUUAAGGUGGAUGCAAAGAAACAAUCGGAUUAGUGUUGUAAAUAUUGUGUCAUGCAUAGAUGUCGUCGGCUUCAGGUGUUUCCACAAAGCACAGGUGAAGCAGUUGUGUUACAAAAUGGGGAGUAGAUGGGAUCAUUGACCUAUUUUUAGGAAGCUAAAAUUCCAUAGAGUUGAAUGCAUGCUUUCCUUAUGGCUUAAGAGUGGGUUCACUUGCAGCAAAUUGGUGAAAAGGAACAUUUGGCUAUUUUGUUACACUUCAGCCCACAUAAAAAUUAACCGCGACACUUACCUAAUUUCACCAGACCUGGGUCAAAUAUCUAUUUACAAUAUUUCAUGGGAUUAAAUGUUUUUUUUGUCUUAUUUGGGUACAAAUAAAUAUUUACAAAUA